This is a messenger RNA of Miscanthus lutarioriparius, 3162 nucleotides long. The record is from the annotation of a GenBank genome assembly. NCBI's taxonomy places the organism in Eukaryota, Viridiplantae, Streptophyta, Magnoliopsida, Poales, Poaceae.
AUGGCUUCAUUGGUGCCGGGUGUCCUCGUGAAGCUCCUUCAGCAUAUGAACACGGAUGUAAAAGUCGCCGGCGAGCAUCGGUCCUCGCUCCUUCAGGUUGUCAGCAUUGUCCCAGCGCUCGCGGGGAGCGAUCUGUUCACCAACCAAGGGUUCUACCUCAAGGUGUCGGAUUCAUCCCAUGCGACCUAUGUUUCCCUUCCAGAGGAACAGCAUGAUCUCAUCUUGAGUGACAAGAUUCAGCUGGGCCAGUUCAUCCAUGUGGACCGUCUAGAGGCAGCCACUCCUGUUCCCAUCCUUAGAGGAGUCCGCCGAGUUCCUGGCCGCCAUGCUUGUGUUGGCACCCCUGAGGAUCUUGUGGUAACCAGCUCCUCCAAUUUUCAUGGCAGCAAGAAGGCACAACCAUCAAAUGGAAUGAAGGAUGCCAGCAUCUUGUCACUAGAAAAGGAAACGAGCAAAUUGGAGAAAAUAAAUGCUUCGCGCAAGCCUACUGGGGCAGAAAAUAAGAAGCCGAUGCUCACCAAAUCAAACUCUUCACUGUCAAGACAAGCUUUGAAUGGGAUUGGUGAUAAGAAGGAAGCAGUUAAAUCAAAGCUGAAGCCAGCUAUUACUAGGUCGACACCUUCAUCACCAACCAGUGUCUAUUCUCUGCCUGCAUCAUUCGACAGAUUCUCUAAUGAUCUGAAACAGAGGAACAAAGUAAAAGGAGCAGAGAAAGCUUCAUCUUCUAGGCUUUCCUUGUUAGAAAAGGCUGCUUCUGUUUUGAAGGCUACUAGUGCCGGGAGAAAGUCCUCUGCUGGCAAUUCGGUCAGUAGCUCUGUGUUGAGCAUUGGAUCAGGACCAAAGGCCUUGAGAAGAAGCUGGGAAGGAAACACGGAUAUUAAAGGAAAAGGCAAUUCAGAAUCAAAGACAGCCAAACCUGACAGGAAGUUUGAUAACAAGAUCCCAAUGACUCCUAGACGAAAAUCACCAGUGGAUGAGAAGGUGCCACAUAAAGAUGAUAGUCAGAAAGCUGCUAGGAAGAGCACCGCAAGUGCUCCCUCAGAUGACGCCGACAAAGCAGUUAAGAAGCAUAUUCCUACUGUGAAGAGAACUUCUGGGGUUUUAGGAAAUUCUAAUGUUACAAACCUAGUGAAGAUUCCUCCCAACAGCAAAAAACUAACAGAUAUUAGCACGUGGACGUCACUCCCUCCAUCACUUGCCAAACUAGGAAAGGAGCUUCUGAAGUACAGGGAAUCAGCACAAAUAGCUGCUGUUGAGGCCAUGCAAGAAGCUUCCGCUGCAGAGAGCUUGCUCAGAUGUUUGAGCUCGUACGCGGAGGUGAGCUCCACGGCGGAGGAGCAGAACCCACAGCCAGCCGUAGAGCAGUUCCUCACCCUCCACGCCGCGCUUUCGCGUGCCACGGUGAUCACCGACACCCUCACCAAGUCUGCCACAUCUGCAGCGUCGCCAGAUUGCUCGGCAGCCAGCGAUGCUGGAACGGUGGGCUCCGCUACCGACGAGGAGGCCGCUGCCAUCGCAGCCGAGCGCCGGCGCCGUGCUACGUCCUGGGUGAGCGCCGCUCUCGCUACGGACCUGUCCGCCUUCGGCAUCUACAACCUCAAACCGGCCCCCGCCACCGUCUCCUCACCACUGGCCGUGGUGGUCGUCGACGAGUCCGCGAAGCCGGCGGCGGCCGCGGCCACGGCUACGAAAUCAUCGCCGUCGCCGAAGUCGCGGCUGUCCCCCGCGAAGGGGAAGGCGAGGACUGUCACUGCGGCGGCCGCAGCGGCGCUGACGACGACGCCCGCGCCGCCGGAGUGGGAGAGGGGAGGGGGCGCCGAGGAGAGGGGCGAGCUGGCGAAGCGGCUCGGAGAGGAGUCAAGGGGCUGGUUCCUCGGCUUCGUGGAACGGUUCCUGGACGCCGACGUGGCGGCGUCCGCGCCGUGGGACCGCGAGCGCGCGGCCAGGAUGCUUCCGCAGCUAAAGCGCGUCAACGACUGGCUCGGCGAGAUCGGGAAGCGAAGCGAGACUCCGUCGCUGCCGCCGGCCGACGCGGACGGUGAGGCGACCACCACGAGCACCGCUGCCCCUGUCCCCGCGAACGGCGGCUGCGGUGUACCCGAGGAGACAAUAGGGCGCCUAAGAAAGAAGAUCUACGAGUAUCUACUCACCAAUGUCGACUCCGCCGCCGCAAUGCUCGGCGGUGGAGGCGGCGGCGCGGCGGCCGCGCCGAUGAACGGGAAAAAGAUGAGGGGGCAGCCGUCCUUGCUGCCAAGUGUGCGGAAGCAAUGGCCCGGGAAGCCACUGCUGUAUGGAAUCAGCACUCUCUUGGUCAUGCCACUGAGGACACUGUAUGGAGUGGGUCGUGUUUUUGGCGCAGGGCGGUUCCUCUGCAACAUGACCAGCGUCUCUUCGUCGCUGCAAAUUGAGCUUGUACCAUGCCUUCGAGAUAACUAUGCAUAUAUCCUGCAUGAUGUUGAUACUGGAACAGUUGGAGUUGUCGAUCCUUCUGAGGCUAUGCCUAUUAUAAAUGCAUUGGAAAAGAGAAACCAGAACUUGACUUAUAUACUGAACACCCAUCAUCACUAUGAUCAUACUGGUGGAAACUUGGAAUUGAAGGCAAAAUAUGGUGCAAAGGUAAUUGGUUCUGAGAAGGAUAAGGACAGAAUACCUGGUAUUGACAUCACUCUUAAGGAGGGUGACACAUGGAUGUUUGCUGGCCAUCAAGUUCUUGUACUGGAGACUCCUGGGCAUACAUCAGGUCAUGUGUGCUAUUAUUUUGCUGGUUCUGGAGCUAUAUUUACAGGUGACACCUUGUUCAAUCUAUCAUGCGGAAAGCUUUUUGAAGGGACUCCACAGCAGAUGUAUUCCUCACUCCAGAAAAUUACAGCUCUACCUGAUGAUACAAAAGUAUACUGUGGGCAUGAAUAUACCUUGAGUAAUUCAAAGUUUGCCUUGAGUGUAGAACCAGGAAAUAAAGCAUUGCAGGAAUAUGCUGCAAAUGCAGCUGAGUUGCGUAAUAAGAAUAUACCCACGGUGCCAACAACAAUUGGAAGGGAGAAGGAAUGCAAUCCUUUCUUGCGGACCACCAAUCCAGAAAUUAAGAGAACACUGUCUAUUCCAGAUCAUUUCGAUGAAGAUCAGGUGCUUGAAGUUGUCCGUCGAGCAAAAGAUAACUUCUGA